AUGGGAAAUUGCAGCUCCUCCGAUUCCGACGUUGCCACGGCCAAGCUUGUUCUUCAAGAUGGGAGGUUGCAGGAGUUCUCUUACCCGGUUAAGGUUUCCUACCUAUUGCAGAAGUAUCCCGCGUCCUUCAUAUGCGACUCCGACGAAAUGGAUUUCGACGACGUCGUUACGGCCAUCGACGAAGACCAAGAGUUGCAACCAGGUCAGCUUUAUUUCGCUCUGCCGUUGAGUCGGUUGAGGCACCCCUUGCAAGCCGAGGAGCUGGCUGCAUUGGCCGUCAAGGCAAACUCCGCGCUCAUGAAAAGCGCCGCCGCCGCCGAUAAAUGUGGCUGCCGCCGUAGACAGAUUUUGUUCUCCGCCGAAUAUGACUCCAAGCGUUUGUCUUCGUCAGUCGGUGGCGGUGGUGGUUCUGUACGUAGGUCAAGGAGAGGAACGACCUUGAGUGUUGGCGGUGGCGUUGGUGGUGGUAGAGGGAAGUUUACGGCGUUGUUGAGUGCGAUACCGGAGUAG
This is a messenger RNA of Gastrolobium bilobum, 510 nucleotides long. RefSeq lists its product as uncharacterized. The coding region runs from base 1 to 510 and encodes 169 amino acids. The transcript has a single exon. The record is from RefSeq and is a predicted model, not a curated record. Lineage: Eukaryota; Viridiplantae; Streptophyta; Magnoliopsida; Fabales; Fabaceae.